Magnolia sinica is the source of this 716-nucleotide messenger RNA. Its product is annotated as large ribosomal subunit protein uL14x/uL14z/uL14y-like. Gene Ontology annotation, cellular component: cytosolic large ribosomal subunit; ribosome. Bases 145 to 567 code for a protein of 140 amino acids. Gene Ontology annotation, biological process: translation. Gene Ontology annotation, molecular function: large ribosomal subunit rRNA binding; structural constituent of ribosome. The transcript is spliced from 4 exons. The record is from RefSeq and is a predicted model, not a curated record. Lineage: Eukaryota; Viridiplantae; Streptophyta; Magnoliopsida; Magnoliales; Magnoliaceae.
GCCCACCAGCUGGAGUAGAAUUUCAUCUGGUGUACCCGCUGUGCACGUUACCGAGUCUCCCAUCUAUAAAUAGAGUUUUUCAGCGCCAAAAUCAACGCCUUAAACCCUAAACCAAGCCAUUGAAGGCAGCAGCCGUCUGCAACAAUGUCGAAGCGAGGACGUGGUGGGUCUGCGGGAAAUAAGUUCCGCAUGUCAUUGGGUCUUCCAGUGGCAGCCACUGUUAACUGUGCUGACAAUACUGGGGCUAAAAAUCUGUACAUCAUCUCCGUCAAGGGCAUCAAGGGCAGGCUUAACAGGCUUCCAUCAGCUUGUGUGGGCGACAUGGUGAUGGCCACUGUGAAGAAAGGUAAACCAGAUCUCCGGAAGAAGGUGAUGCCUGCUGUGAUCGUUCGCCAGAGGAAGCCUUUUAGGCGAAAGGAUGGUGUUUACAUGUAUUUUGAAGAUAAUGCUGGUGUUAUAGUGAACCCAAAGGGUGAAAUGAAAGGAUCUGCAAUCACUGGCCCCAUUGGAAAGGAGUGUGCUGAUCUGUGGCCCCGUAUCGCUAGCGCAGCCAAUGCCAUCGUAUGAAAAAGGGUUCCUUGUUUGCAGUGUGCUGCCAAUUUUCGAAUACUAUCGGCGGCUACUGCAUUAAUGAAAGCAGUUUCAUGCACUUAUUAAGCUUGACUUGUGGAUUUGUUUUAGUAGAAUAGCAGUUGCUUUUUAUUUUAUUUUUCAUC